This is a messenger RNA of Melopsittacus undulatus (budgerigar), 4249 nucleotides long. It is a transcript of the gene LANCL2, whose product is annotated as LanC like glutathione S-transferase 2. Lineage: Eukaryota; Metazoa; Chordata; Aves; Psittaciformes; Psittaculidae. The coding region runs from base 63 to 1430 and encodes 455 amino acids. The record is from RefSeq and is a predicted model, not a curated record. The transcript is spliced from 9 exons. Gene Ontology annotation, biological process: carbohydrate metabolic process; peptide modification. Gene Ontology annotation, cellular component: plasma membrane.
UGCGGGGCGGAGUGUGUCCCCGCCGCUUGUCGUGCGGGGAGGCGGGCCGGGGGCCGGCUGAGAUGGGAGAGAGCAUGUCCAAGAGACUGAAGCUGCAGCUCGGCGGCGAGGCGGAGAUGGAGGAGCGGGCUUUCGCUAACCCCUACCCCGACUACCAGCCCCAGGGAGCCGCGGCCGCCCCCAGCGCGGCGGACACCCAGCGGGACAGAGCGCCGCUCCCGGCGGAGGACGAGUCCCUCCCCUUCGGCGCCGAUGGGAAGGUCAGUGCUCGGUUCUCAAAACGGAUCCAGGCAAAAAUCAAGGACCUUCUGCAACAAAUGGAGGAAGGGCUGAAGACAGCAGAUCCACAUGACUGCUCUGCCUAUACUGGCUGGACUGGUAUUGCCCUCUUAUAUCUUCAACUGUACCGCGUGACGAAAAACCAGAGCCAUUUGCAGCGAUCUCUUGAUUAUGUGAAGAGAAUCCUUCGCAAUCUGAACGGCAGAAGAGUUACCUUCCUCUGUGGUGACGCUGGGCCAUUGGCAGUGGGUGCAGUGGUUUAUCACAAGCUGAAAAUCGACAGUGAGUCUAAAGAAUGCAUUGCCAAGUUGUUGCAGCUACACAGGACAGUCAUAAGCACAGAUGCUGAACUUCCAGAUGAGCUGCUUUAUGGCAGAGCAGGUUACCUGUAUGCCUUGCUGUACCUAAAUACUGAAAUCGGUCCAGACACUGUCCCACAGUCUGUUAUCAAAGAGGUAAUAGAUGCUAUUAUUGAAUCGGGGAAAAACUUCUCGAAGGAGGAGCGGAAGACAGACCGUUGUCCUCUGUUGUACCAGUGGCACAGGAAGCAAUAUGUUGGAGCAGCCCAUGGAGUGGCUGGGAUCUAUUACAUGCUCAUGCAGCCUAUUGCAAAUGUGAGCCAGGAGACACUGACAGAGCUGGUGAAGCCAAGCAUUGACUAUGUGCGUCAUAAGAAGUUCAGAUCUGGGAAUUACCCAUCGUCACUGAGCAAUGAGACUGACAGACUGGUUCACUGGUGCCAUGGUGCCCCCGGAGUCAUCCACAUGCUCAUGCAAGCUUACAAGACUUUUAAAGAUGAUAAAUACUUGAAAGAUGCUAUGGAUUGUAGCGAUGUCAUCUGGCAGAGAGGUUUAUUGAGAAAAGGAUAUGGGAUCUGCCACGGUACAGCUGGCAAUGGCUAUUCCUUCUUGUCUCUCUAUAACCUAACUCAGGACAAAAAGUACCUCUACCGAGCUUGCAAGUUUGCUGAGUGGUGUUUGGAGUAUGGUGCACAUGGGUGUCGUAUUCCUGACCGACCUUAUUCUCUGUUUGAAGGCAUGGCUGGAGCUAUUCACUUCCUCUCAGAUAUUUCAGUACCGGAGACUUCCCGUUUUCCAGCAUUUGAACUUGGACCUCAGAGGAGGGAAAACAAAGUGGAACAGGACAGUUAAAACAUCGUUUUGGAAGGAAACUGAUGCCAAAAGCGAUGAGACUGUUCAGUGCCUCUGAUACCGAACCAACUCGACCCUGAACUGACGGAUGGAUAAACCCCUUUUCUCACCCCACCCCUGCCCCAGAGGACCAUGAAGUCAUUGGAGCAUGAACGGGAGAAGCCACAUUUCAGUUCUGUUAAAGUGACAGCUUCAGACGUAGGACAAGAGAAGUCAAGUUUUGAACUCUCUCUCUACUGUUGUAUUUGUCUUCUUCAGGUCUCUGACAUGCUCUGCAUGUUUAUAGGUGUUGUGUGUUGACUCGAGUCUUUUGUUGUUAGCAAAAAGCUGGUCUCUUGUGUGAAUCUCUGUCCUGUACCUUUGUGCAUGACUCACAACAGCACUGUUGCCUUCUGCAGCGUGGUUAUCCAGAGAGCUCCACCUUAUGCCAGAGUUUGCUGCAGGACAGUGCCCACCUUCACUGCUGAGCUGGCAACUUCUAAAGAGAUGAAAAACAUGUUCAUGUUCAUAUUUUUCUGCAUUUUUCUCCAUAGUUCCUAGAAGUUAAAGUGAUGGAGAUCAGCCUUUCUUGGUGAAGAGGUAUGUUUUCAGAGAAGUUUAAAGGGACAAGAAUCGUCUUCUGCUGCUAUUGCAGGAGGGUUUUGCUGAAAGUCUGAAAAUGAGGUUUCCUUUGGUACCUGCACCUGUUUAGUGUGUUAGGCACGUAGAACAGGAUGGGGAUGCUUGUCCCCACCUCUGCAAAGCCACAGUCCAUGGCACAAGAUUCAGCUGGAGGUUUAGUCAUCCAUGGGAACCUCCCACUGCCACCAGCAGCAGAGCAAGGACAGCAUUAACUGUGCUUCUCCUCUCCUGUACAUGGCUUUCUAACAGGCCUGUCCUGCAGCAUCUAGUAUCGAAUGAGUAAGGGAGGGGGUCAGGGCAGUUUCUCACCCUGGUAACUCAGGAUGGCUGUGGCUUCUGAACCAAGGCAGUGAUUUGUUCUGGGCCAUUCCCUCCCUCUCCCAGCCCAGCUGCGUUUAGCCCAUGUAGUAUGACAGGAGCGAUAAAUACCAGCUGCUUGUGGAGGCCACAGAAGAUUAAUGAGCGCUACGAAACCAUUGCUAGAGGCUGUAAUUGAUGUUUAUUUCAUCUUAAAAUCCAAACAGAAAGAGCCCUUUGCCCUUAGUUUUAACUGUGCUGCUGGUGCUUUGCUUCCCAUUGUAGUGUGGUGGGGCUGUGAAAUACUAGACCUGCCUCCCAGUGCUCCUGAGGCUCUUGGUUUGGGAGAAGUAGGACACACUCUGAGUACACUUACAGCAGGCUUAUAUGUGCUGGAUAGAUAGAUAGUAAAUAUACUUACUGCUCUCACCUGCUCAAGCUCUGUUGUCAUCCUUCCCCCAGCUCUCCUUGUGCUCUGUCAUUCCAGGUGCUUAUUUUAAUGGAUAUGUGACCUGUGGGCCAUCUGCUGAGCUCCAGUGUUUCCAGACAGGCUUGGAAAUGCAGUGUUGCCUAAGUGACUUCCUUGAACCUUACAGAGUCUGUUCCCAAAUCCCUUUGGAUGUUAAUCAUCUCCACAUUCAGUUCUGCCUGUGCAGGGAUAGCUUAAUGUCACAGUGUGACUCCUCCUGGUGUGUCAGGUAGGACUAAAACACCAGAGCAGCUUGGGCAAAGAUGAGGUGUGAGACACCAAACCCAGCUGUGUCUGUACAGCCUGGGGCGAGGGAAAAGACAGCAGGAGCAAGGGAUGCUCCAGGGCAAGGAGCUGGGGUGAGGCAGACCUGAGCAGAGCUGCAGCAAGCAGUGAGGGACAGGGAGAGCAAAGCACAGAAUGAACCACCAGAGCCCAUCUCAAAUGAGAUGUUCCUCCAUGGCACAGGCCUGGCUCUGUGUUCCUUUUCUCAGCCUGUGCAUCACUGAUCCUGCCCAUAGGUAAAGCCAGGGAGGAACCUUGCCCAGGGUGAGGUCUCCCAGAUUGUAACAAAGGAGGCAGGUGGCAGCUCCCAUCCUGUUCCACAUCAACCCACCCCUUCUUUUCUUUCUCCUCCACAGCUGGGGUGGAUUAACAGGAGCUUGGGGCAAAUCACAAGCAUGUGUUGUACGGACAGCUUCACUAGGGGGGGCAACAGGCAGGUGUUCAGUCAGUGACUGUAUAGAAAGAUAGAUAGAUAUAGAUAUAUAUAUAUAGAUAUAUACACACAUGUUGGCUGCUGAGCUUGGAAUGGCACUGGUGGGAGGUGAUCUUGGCUGGCUGGAGCCCAAGGGGAAUCAAAACUUGCUGGUUUAAAAAAUCCAUAUGCAUACACACACUUUGGGAGACCUGCUUGGUAUUAAACUCUUUGAAGAUGCUUGAGUGCACCCAUCAAACUAAGGAGCCAGUCAGCUGUCAGCUCUUUGUGUGCCAUAGCCAGCCUUCUGCUGUGCUGGGGCAUGACACUGACUGACUUCCUCCACAGAAUCCUCUUGGAAUUGAGCAAGACUGGAAAUGUAUCGAGUUGGGAAGUGUCUGACAAUGCAUCUGCAUCAUGAUGUGACUUCCCUGUGGCUCUUCCUUCCUGUUCCUCACAGUGCUGUGGGAAUCUGGGUGGCCAGUUAAGAAAGGGUAUUGUGUGAAGGUGAAAAGAGGCAUUUCACCAAGGCAUUGUUUUCACAAAUCACUUCAAACUAAAAAUGUGGAAAAUGUCUUAAUAUUCCCUGGUUUGCUUUGUCCGUGUGUAAUAGUCUUACCUGUUGCAAAACGCAGUAGUGUUAAUAGUGGAGAUGCUCUUUGGGCAGAAAAGAGGAAAAAUGCUGAUGUUUUGUUCUUUGGCUUUAUUAGUAAAGAUCAAGCUGUGUGGUGGUAA